Molecule: messenger RNA, 948 nt
Organism: Alternaria burnsii
Lineage: Eukaryota; Fungi; Ascomycota; Dothideomycetes; Pleosporales; Pleosporaceae
Exons: 1
Coding region: 1-948 (315 amino acids)
Source: RefSeq, a predicted model, not a curated record
AUGCCCGCAGAUCCCUCGAAAGACCGUCUCCUAAUAACCUCUGCGUCUGGUAAACAAGCUGGCAAACUCCUCCCUCUACUCUCCGAAUGGCAGAACAUCCGCCUAGCCGUCCACUCCUCCUCCUCCAAAACCCGUCUCCAACAAGACUAUCCCCGUGCUGAAGUGAUCCAAGCCGACCUUUACUCCCCUUCAGACUGCGCCUCACUCCUCAAAAAUGUUACCACAGCCAUCCACAUAGGCCCCUCCUACCACCCCCACGAACCAGAAAUCGGCAAAAUGAUGAUUGACGCCGCCGUUGCCGCCUACUCUGAUGGCAACGGGGUGUUCAAGCAUUUCAUAUUGAGUAGUGUGUUGAACAGCCAGUUCAGUAAAAUGUUGAAUCAUGACUGUAAACGAGUCGUCGAGGAAUGGAUAAUGGAAUCUGGGAUUCCAUUCACCAUUCUUCAGCCGAGCACAUUUAUGGAUAACAUACCUGUCGCUAUGCUGGCACAACAGGAUAAACCGGUGUAUCCUGCCCUAUGGAGUACGGAAAAUAGGUUCUCGAUGCUUGCAUUGAGUGACUUGGCUGAAGUGUUCAAGGUUGUAGCGGAGGAACGGGAGAAGCAUUUUUAUGCGCAGUAUCCGCUUACGUCGACACAUCAGCCUAUCAGUUUUGGAGAGGCGUUGCGUGUCGUUGAGGGGAAGAUUGGUAAACAGAUGAUGGUCGAGAAGAAGGCGUUUGGGGACGCGGUGGAUGCUCUGCUAAAGAGGUUGUUUAAGCUUGAAGAUGCUGCGCAGGCGGAUAGGCGGAGUAGAGAUACUGCGGAAAGGAUGAUUUUGUUCUAUGAUGCGAGAGGGCUGGUGGGGAACAGCAAUGUGUUGGAGUGGGUGCUGGGGAGGGAUGCGUGUCAGUUUGAAGAGUUUGUUGAUCAGGCGGUUAGUGGCAAAGGAGAACAAAGCACGAGAUGA